Messenger RNA from Puccinia graminis f. sp. tritici CRL 75-36-700-3, 363 nucleotides. RefSeq lists its product as uncharacterized. NCBI's taxonomy places the organism in Eukaryota, Fungi, Basidiomycota, Pucciniomycetes, Pucciniales, Pucciniaceae. Bases 1 to 363 code for a protein of 120 amino acids. The record is from RefSeq and is a predicted model, not a curated record. The transcript is spliced from 3 exons.
AUGGCUGGAAAUAUGCACAUGCAAGUCAUCAUGGUCAGAGCUUCAUUCCGCCGAUACUCUCGCUAUCUGAAGUCGAGAGUGGGAACUGGGGUGGGGGGAACUGGGGUGGGGGGAACUGGGAUUCACCGAGCCAUGGUAAUCUCCAAGCUUGAUAAAGCCUCUCCCCUCCGUGUCCCCGCGGGACGCUCCCUCCCUGUGGUCGGGCGAGCUUGUACAGCCUCUCAUGCAGGAAGUGUGGGAGAGGCAAGGAGAGGCAGCUUGUGCCCAAAACAAACACCCCCGUGUGCCACUCCUGGGUUUUUGGAGUGUUUUUUGCGCAACAACCUCUACAAAGUUGUGCUCACGGGUUUCUUGAGUAGAUAG